Messenger RNA from Magnolia sinica, 1436 nucleotides. Its product is annotated as protein PLANT CADMIUM RESISTANCE 8. The transcript has 5 exons. Lineage: Eukaryota; Viridiplantae; Streptophyta; Magnoliopsida; Magnoliales; Magnoliaceae. Bases 213 to 1010 code for a protein of 265 amino acids. The record is from RefSeq and is a predicted model, not a curated record.
ACCUCAAGAACUUAAAGGCAGUUCCAAAGAACUCUCAUUCUCUUAAAAAAAGAAAAAGACAAGACCUAAAAAAAGCCCCUUUUCAGGUUUUAAACCAACCUCAAGAGCUUAAAAGGCAGUUCCAAAGAUAGAGAUAAAGAAAACCAUCCUUUCGUAGAGGAGAAAACCUAACCCUAGAUUUUGCUUCUUCCUCCUUCCAGAAGCUUCCUCCAAUGGCGGAUUCUGGGGUGGAGGAAAGGACCGUUAAUGCCGUUGAAGAGGAAGGAGAGGAGACGAUUCUGGAAGGGAUGGCGGUCUUGGAUUUCGACAUGCUCUGCGCAACCGUCGCCAUGCAGACUCAGGGGAUUUUGGCGGGAAAGGGAGGGAAAAUGGAAGGAGAAGAAGAGGGAGGGGAAUUCGGGGGAGUGCAGAGGAUGUGGGAAGGAGAGGUUCUUGAUUGCUUUGAUGACCGUCGGAUCGUUCUCGAAACCGUGUUUUGUCCAUGCUAUAGAUUUGGGAAGAAUAUGGGGAGAGCUGGUUUUGGGUCUUGUUUUCUUCAGGGGACUAUUUAUCUUAUUCUAGCAGCAACUGCUCUUCUCAACUACGUUGCUUUUGGUGUCACCAGGCGGCAUAGCUUUCUGUAUCUGGCUGUGGCUUUCACGAUUUCAGUUGGCACGUAUUUGGGCCUUUUCCGUACACAGAUAAGGAAACAGUUCAACAUAGGGGGGAGUGACAGUUCUUUGGAUGACUGUGUGAACCAUAUUGUCUGCCCCUGCUGUACAUUAUGCCAGGAAUCCAGGACAUUGGAGAUUAACAAUGUCCAAGAUGGUGUUUGGCACGGCCGGGGCGACGCCAUAUGCAUAGGAAGGUAUGGUGAAGGAAGCAAGGCUUUCUUCGAGCUCCGCCAGCCUCCUCUGAUGCCCACGAAAUCCCCUGAAUUCAAUAGCAUGGAACGAGGAGUGGGCAGUGAUAAUCACGCGUGGGAUGUUGAUAUCAGUCAUUCAGAGCCUUUGGUCCCACUGUCCCAAUAGGGGGCUGUGCUUACAGAGCAGGCCCUACUAUUUCUUUCACAGGCAUUACUGGAUUAGGGAAACCAAGCCAUGUGCAUUUAUGAGAGCUCAAAACUCAUGAUGCAGGUCUGCAGGAGUCCAUUUCAUUUGGAUUUUCAAGCUGGAGGUUGAAACCGAAACGGGGCAGCUCCAGGAGGCUGUGGUGCUCAAUCCCACAGUGGCCAACAAGAAAUCUGGAUCUUGAAUGUGCUAGUACGUGGUCCGGCCCAACGGUCAUGAUCACGGAACUCUAAUGGAAGCGGCAAGAUUGGAACUGCAAUUUUAUAUGGUUUUGAUUGCCCCAUCCUCUCUGUAAUCCUUUCAAGUGACAGCAUUUAAGUCAAUAUAAAAUUAAAAAAAAAAUGAAAGAAAAAAAGAAGAAGAAAAGGUUCAUUUCUUGGCUUUUUA